Messenger RNA from Spinacia oleracea (spinach), 3276 nucleotides. RefSeq lists its product as uncharacterized. The record is from RefSeq and is a predicted model, not a curated record. Lineage: Eukaryota; Viridiplantae; Streptophyta; Magnoliopsida; Caryophyllales; Amaranthaceae. The transcript has 2 exons. Bases 1270 to 1737 code for a protein of 155 amino acids.
UAUAGGGUUGAUUUCGUGAUGAUGAAGAAGUCUAUUCGGAUCUAAAAGGGGUAUAAUGAGUCAACAGUUCAACGGUCAAUAAAAUUGGUUUUAAUGCGUAAGUUGGGGAGACUUGGUCUAUUUUCUUAAUCUAGCUUACUUCGACUUUGUCCUUUUUUUUAGUGUCCGGUAGUGAUCAAGUCUGGAACUUUUGAUUGGUUCAUCAAAAUGUGACGUCAAAUACCAACGAAAAUUUUGUCCAUUAACCCAUAUUCCCAUGUUUCAAAAUUGUUGCUCUUUUUUACAAAGGUUUUCAAAUUGAUUAGAUUACCAAUAUUGAGUAGGAUUAAUGAUGAUUUGAUAACUUGAAAAGUUAAUUUGGGGCUAAUAGUUUGAAACAUAGAGAUUAAAAACACUUUUUCUUACAUGUGAGUGUUAUAUUAUUGCAUGACGGUGUGACAUAUCAAAUGAAGUUACUAACGAAGUAAUGAUACAUGAAUGGCAUGGGAUUAUUGACUUUACAGUUUUCUUAUUUUAAGAUUAAGAUAUCUAACUCUUUUAUUUCUUACGGAGUAGUAUUUUUAAAGAUUUAAACUUCGUUUUAUUUUAUUUUUUUAUGUAAAGAUUUCAUAAAGUACUAGUAGUGGUGUACGUAUUUUAAGAUAGUUUUGGUUUACUUUACGUAAUGCGUAAAUUAGGUUGUUGGUACAAUGAGAUUACCACCAAUGAAUCAAUGAGGUUACGAGCAAAGAUAUACUCCCUCCAUUCCUUUUUGUUCUUCCCAUUUCCGUUUUUAGCAUUUCUUUUUGUUCUUCCCCUACUGAAUCUUUACUAUUUUUGGCCAUAGUUUUUUUACCAAUUUACCCUAAGAUUCCCCACUAUUUACCAAAAAUACCCUAAGAUUCUACCCUUUCCCACCCACUUUUACCCCACCCACCUUAUUUAAUUAUUUAACCUAACCCCACCCCCCCUCCCUUUAUUACCCGUCCCUUUCUCACUUUUCACUCUCAUCCCUCAUUCUGAUUUCUCUCUCUCACCUCUUCGGAUCUCUCUCUCUCUCUCUCUUAUUUCACUCUCUCUCUCUCUUAAAAUCCCUCCCCUGUUCUUGAGAAAACCCUAGGUUUUCCGCCUCUGAUCUGGGUUUUCCUCUCCAAAUCUCACAAAUCUGAAACGUUUUCGCCGAAAAACUUUCAUAAAAAUCACUCGGAUUCAUUUUCCGAUCAGAUCCCCUCUAUUUUUGUCCCCUUUUUGGUCCCUAAUCGUCGCUGAUCUUUGUUUUUCUGGUACGUUAUGGGUUCUUCUUUGUCUAGAACUCGAGGUGAUUCUGGGGUGGGAACUUCUGGUCAAAGAAUCCCCGAUUCCAACUGUGAUUGGGGAUCCAAGUGCAACUGUCCCAAUAACGAGCAUUCCUACUCCGCCGAAUAUAAAAACAAUCUGUAUUUGGCCCAAAAAGAAAAUACGAGUACUCGAAACUAUUUGGAAGAAUGGUUUCGGAAGAGGGAAGUGGAGCCAGGAGAGGAGGUUGAGUCAAAAUAUGACGAUCGGAAACCCACUCCCUCAGAUCUGCGUUUUUUCGGUGAAGGAGAUUCCGAUGAGGAACCAAGUGGGUCUGAUUCAUUUGAUCUGGUGUAUGUUGGAGAGUGUGAAAAUGAGAAUGGUGAUGCUGUUGGGUCUCCAGGACAACUUUCAUCUGGUUAUCCCUCCUCAAAGAAAGGAGAAAAGGGGAAAAAAUCGGCUUCAGCAUCUGAUGAUGCUUAGAUAAGUCUGUCUCCUUUCUUCCUUUUUUCAUUUUAUUGAAUGCUGGCUAGCUGUGGAGUCAUAAGGUGGAUGCCAACAAUUGUGAUCUGUUGUUGGCCAGGGGUGUUGUUGUUUGGAUGAUGAUGUUGUGAUUAGUUGUAUGGAUGUUGAUGUUAGAUAAUGAUGUUAUGAUAUUGAUAUUGAUAAUGAUGAUUGGAUGAUGGUGUUUCCAUAUGGUUAUGAAAUUUUGUGGAAUGUUGUCUGUGUGAUGAACAUGAUUUGAUGGCUUAAUGUCCCCUGUUUUAUAGUAUGUUUUGUGUAUGAUAAAUAUGAUGCUUUGGUGAGUAUGAGAUUUGAUCAGUAUAACUAUAUUUUGGAUUAGUAAAGGCAUGAAAUGAAUAUAAUUUGGGGAUAGGGUUUGAGUUAUUUCAGUCCUCUCAGUGUGACCUGGUGUUGAAUGCUUAAUGUCCAAGCAUGUCCAUUUAGGAUACAGUAAUGUCCCUUUAUUUAUUGUGAUCGAUGAUGAGUCUUUUUAAUGCUGAGGAACAAGUCUUACUAACCACAAAUGCUCGUGCUGCCAUUAGUAUCAAUAAUGAUAUUUCUCGGGCGCUAAGUGUUUGUGGUUUGGAGUUGUUUUAAUGAUGCUUGGGGACAUUCUGAUAUCAAUAUUAGGAGGUUUGUGAUCUUCAAUGAUGUGAUUGUUGAUAUUCUGAGAUCUUUGUUUUGAUAAUUGUCCUUUAACUUCUUUUGUCCAACGGAGUGAAUGUCAUUUCACACAAUGAAAUGUGAAUAUCAAUCAUUCCGUUGGGCAGAAGAAUGUUAAAGAUAUGAUAGUAUUGAAACUACUUGAUCAAUGAUGUGUGUCAAUAUGUCUGAGAAAUGAAACCCUACAUGUUAAUGAUCUGUUUAAUGCUUCAUGUCCCAUGAAUCAGUGGAGGUCUGUGAUGAGUCUUUCAUUUGAUGAGGUUCAAACCCUAUGUUUUGAUCAGUUCAUGGUGAUCUGAUGCAUUGUUGAUUGUUAUUGUUAUGCUUGAUCUGUGAUGAGUCUUUCAUUUGCUGAGACUAAAACCCAAUGUUCCAAUAACACUUGUGCACCAUUAGCAUCAUUGAUGCUCUUCCGGAGCUAAGUGUUAGGGGAUAGGGUUUGUGUCAAUGAUGCUUGGGGACAUUCUGAGAUCUUAUGUCAUGUUAGACAGGAGAGACAAUUCAUGUCUUGCAAAACAUGUAUAAUGUGUUUCUGAUAUUCAAUGAUGUAAGUGUUGAUAUUUUGUGAUGUAUGUGUUGAUAACCUGAGAUAUUUGAUUCUAAACAUGUCCUUCAUCACCAAUUACCAAAGGGAAUACAGAUCAUGUCACAUCAUUGAUUGAUCUAGUAUCCCCUUUGGUGAAUUGGUGGUGAGGUUGUAAAUCAUUUAGAAACAAAUCUGUCAAUGAUGUAAAACAACUUAACUGAGAUUCAAUGAUGUUCCCUUGUUCAUUGCUUCCUUGUUUUUGCUGCUUUGUUCUUGUUUCCUUGUCCAUUACAUCUUUUGGCACAUCGGCAUCCAAUUGGGAAGAAUUU